AGACAACCGAUCAUUUUUGACGCUUCGAAUCCGGUUGGAUCUGGAUGACCUUGAUAGUAGAACGUGGCACCUCCCUCCUCCCUCAGUCGGUUGAAAUCACCCCGGCAGCGGUGCGCUCUGCCUGCGGACAGCGCAGCCGUCUGUCCGUCCCACGGACCUGUGUGCUGUUGUCAGUGGCCCCUGGUGGAGCUGCUGCUGCUGCUGCUGCCGCCGAGGAGCGAGUGCUCGACUGUGCCACAUGGACAGGAGGAGCGCUUCCCAUUGACACGCGCACAGUGUUGCGGACAUGGAUCGCUGAGAGCACGGCUCCGACGCAAGAGUGCUGUCAUCAAGCUGUUUUUCAUCCCCGCAUCAUGGAGGCUCAGCCUGCUGCAUCAUGGGAGCUCAUCAACGGUGUGACAGAUACAAUAUAUGAGGACUGAGAGGUCGUCAUGGAGACUGACAACGUCACCGCAUUCCCAGCCACCACUGACUCGGUCGGGACGGUGGCCGGCCUGGAGGGAAUGGGAGUCCUUCGUGAGCAAGGAGUGGGGGGCUCGUCCAGCAGCCCCGCGUCCUGGUACAUGCCGUACUCACUGGGCUUCCAGGUGUCGCUUACAGCCUUUCUCAUGCUGGAGCUGGUGUUGGGCUUCAGCAGCAACCUGACAGUGCUGGUUCUCUACUGCUCCCAAUCCAAUUUAGUUGACUCAGUGAGCAAUAUGGUGACUGUCAAUCUGCAUGUCCUGGAUGUGGCGGUGUGUGUGCUGUGUCUGCCCCUCACUCUGGUGGUAGUGCUGCUGCCUCCAGGACCAAACCUGGCCCUGCUCUGCUGCUUCCAUGAAGCCUGUGUCACCUUUGCCAGCAUCGCCACAGCCAUCAACAUCCUGGUCAUCAGCUUGGACCGAUAUGACAUUUCAGUACGGCCGGCCAACAGACUGCUGACAACGCGCAGGGCAGCGCUGCUCCUGGCCGCUGUUUGGGUCACCUCAGUAGCUGUGUUUUUUAUCCCAUUCUUGGAGGUGCAGUGGUCCAGUGGAGGGGGGUCAGAGGAGAAAGGGCAGGUGGCACACUUGUCUUUGUCCUCACAUGGCAUCAGUGCCACAGCGGUGCCAGCAUGGCGUAACCGGACACUGCUGUGUGUUGGCGGGCAGGGCUAUAAUACAGGCCUGGGAAUGUAUUAUCAUCUCAUCCUGCAGGUGCCCAUCUUCUUCACCACCGUGGCUGUCAUGCUUUUCACCUACUCCAAAAUACUGAGGGCUUUAAACAUCCGCAUUGGCUCCCAUAUGAAGAAGAGCCAGAGGUUUAGGGGCCCCUCCUGUAGCGGGCGCCACAAGAGACAGAAGAAAAAGAAGGCAGGGCUCAGAAUGGUUGACGAAGGGGAGGUAGGAGGCGAGCAGUGCAAUGCAGAUGGUAACAAACAGCUCAGCCACCCUCCCCUCAUCCCUUCCCCCUCCCCUACACUCACAGCUACCUCCCCCCCUGCCCUGUCCUCGUCUGCCCCUCUGGUCAUCUCUGACAUGGGUGCGGCCACCCCCAUGCCAGUCACAAUGGGUGUUCAGGCCUCCGUGUCAGCCAUCAUUGCAUUGCGGAGGGCAGUGCGGCGACAUAGGGAUCGUCGAGAGCGCCAGAGGCGGGUCUUCAGGAUGUCCCUCAUCAUCAUCACCACCUUCCUGGGUUGCUGGGCUCCCCUAUCCGUGACCAACGUGCUCAUUCUUGGCAUUGGCCCCAGUGAUGCCCUGAUAAGCCUGCGCCUCUGGUUCCUUGCCCUAGCCUAUGGUACCACUGUCUCCCACCCUCUGCUCUAUGCUUUCACCCGACAGAAGCUGCGCCGUGCCCUCCGCGCCAAGGUUAAAAAGAGGGUGGUGUCCCUGCUCCAAGUUGACCCUUCACCAGGGGGCACUGUCAUACACAACUCCUGGGUAGAGAACAGAAAAACCACCAGACAGGUGCGGGUGGAAGCAAGCCAAGGUACUGAUCGUUGCCAGGCAGAGGCCCUGUGAGACCGACACUACUUACUACUGUAAGCUAAUUCAUUAGGAAACUCAGUUGCGUGUAAAGCCGGUGUAAGAAAUGUGAAAAACACAUUUCUACCUCUGGGAGAUGUUUCAAUGUAACCACCACCAGCAAGCAGACACGGCUAACUUUCACCUCAGGCAUUAGUGGAAGCAGGUUGCUGUGGUCACUGUAGUUCACACAGUCUUUGCAGCUGAUGCAAAUCAAACAACAACAACAACAAACACACAAGUGUAUAUAAUUUGAACUGAAGUCUGUUUACAUAAGGAGCUGUAUGACAGGAUGAGCAUUCUCACAGUGGUGCUUACAUAACUGCUCCAAAGAAUGUGUUUCACCAGCUGAUGAUCUGAUCUGCCUCCUGCUCAGAUGCUCCAAGGCAGCUUAAAAGAAUAGGCUGAUACACAAAUACUCUAAAAAUCUUUGAAUGUAUUUAAUUUAGUCUCUGCCUUAUUUCUUGCUCUGAAAGUUUGGCUGAAAGGUAUUUUGGGUAUUCUGAAGACGUGAAUUCAUAUGAAGAGAGUAGGUGAGGCACAAGUCUGAGUACAUUUAAAGUGUGACAUAUGCAUUUAAGCUUGAACAUUAGUUAUUCUACAUUCAAAUGUUACAGUGUUUAUACAACAUCCUGCAAUGCUCCUUGAUAUAAAUGCAGUUAUUAUUUUCCAGAUUCGUAUCAAUUGCUGUAAUGUCUUGUUGGUGUUUUGCAUAUACUACAGGGAGAAGCACGGGUGAGCACAUCAUUCAAAGGGAUGGUUUGACGUUUGAAAAAAACACUCAUUUGCUUUCUGACAGAGAGUUAGAUAUUCAGAUGAACAGUGCACUUGUGUCUGUAGCAGCAGCAGCCGGGCUAGGAAGGUUCCGUCCAAAGAAAACCAAUCGUAUCUUCAAUUAGGUUUUUUUCCAGAUUAAUUAGUGAACUUUGGAGGUGUUGGUAGGUGUAUUUUUGUUACCUCCUGACUGAGACUGCUGGACCUAAAGCAGAGUAUAUGGUUUGGCAGAUGAUUAUUUUGAGUUUUUUGGUUUUGUUUUGCCAUUGUGCAGGUUAAGUCACACAAUCCUGGCAACCGUACCCCUGUUUGCAGUCUAUGUAGUAAGAUAAACCACCUGGCCACUGGCUGUAGCUUCAUAUUUACCUUACAGAAGUGACUGUGGUAUCAAUCUUCUCCUCUAAAUCUUGGCAAGAGAAUUAAUACAUUUAUUUUCUGAGAAUGAAAAUUAAACCAUAAAACAGAAACUUGUAUUAUGAUGGUCUAAUAUACAGUCUGGUACAGAAUCCAAAAUGACAAUCUGAAAUAAAUAACAGUAAAAUACAGACAGCACAAUCAUGGCACAAUUCCAAGUAUGUAUUGCAGAUGCUGUUGUUUGGGAUUAUGUUAUAUUUAAAUUGCGCUCAUUUUUCAGCAUGCCAAAAGCAUGCAAUUCUCAUUUGAGUUAACAUCCGUGUACAUGAUGUAAAUAUUGAUCAGAUUGGAAUUUAUAGAUUGACUUUUCUAGAUUAGAGGAGUGUUUCGGUUGCAGCUGGCUCGUCCCUGACAGCGCCCAGACGUCUGGUCCCAUGGGUCAACUCACCAAACACAGGACAGUUACUGACAGGUUGGUGAGAUUAUUAAUAGGACCAGUGUUUGCUGUUGACAUUGUUGUACCUGCUUGUGUGUUCACUGCUGUGAUGCUGUACUCACACUGGGGCUCAGUUAAGAGGUCAUGGGAUUUCUUUCACACAUUUAAUGCAAUCCUGAAUGUAAUUUUUUUUUUAAACACACACUUACAUAUAUAUUUAUUUGUGUGUGUGUGUUUAUAAAUGAUACUAUAUGUACACCAAGAAUAUGCUAUCUAGGUUUUCUUCACCGUGUUGUUUUUAUGUGAAAGUGUGACCAUGCAAAAUUGAAUUAUAUCAAUAAACGUUAAAUAUUGAGCUCUA
Molecule: messenger RNA, 3907 nt
Organism: Scophthalmus maximus (turbot)
Lineage: Eukaryota; Metazoa; Chordata; Actinopteri; Pleuronectiformes; Scophthalmidae
Product: G-protein coupled receptor 22-like
Exons: 2
Coding region: 432-1979 (515 amino acids)
Biological process (GO): G protein-coupled receptor signaling pathway
Cellular component (GO): membrane
Molecular function (GO): peptide binding; G protein-coupled receptor activity
Source: RefSeq, a predicted model, not a curated record